ACUCGCAUUAAAUCAUAAAUCAUUCAUCAUACAUCAUUCAUCAUAAAUCAUUAAUCACUAAUCAUGGUUCUUGAGCUUCAUGUUUGGGGUCCAUCAUUUGGCCUUCCCUCUAUUGAUGCACAAUGCUUAGCUACCAUUGCAUAUAUGCAACAAGUUAUCCCACGUGGUCAAUGGUUCCUUGUUGCUACUAGCAAUCCAACCCUCAGUCCCACGAGUACGUGACACACAACAUGCAUCCUUUCGCCAUCCUUGAUGUUUGAAAGAGGAAAAGUCCAAUGUUGAUAAAUUCCACAGGUGAACUACCUGCUUUGAGAGAUGGGGAUAAUGGGGAUUGGGUGGGAGGAUACAGAAAUAUCGUCAAUUUGAUUACAGAAUAUUCAUCUGGAAAAUGGGAUAUGGAUGCGAGUUUACGAGGACAAGAAAAGGCCGAUUGUACAGCGUGAGUAAUGGGAAAACGGAUGAAGAGUUCCUUAAACGUGGUGAUGAAUGAAACUUAUUGAUUGGUCGCUUAGGUAUUCUGCAUUUAUCCAAAUGCAUGGACAACCGUUACUAGAUCUCUCACUCUAUGUUUCCUCACAGAAUUAUACCGAAGUCACACGUCCGAUUUUCAAUACCAUACAACCUUUUCCCCUACCAUAUCUCACACCACCUCAUCUCCGAACCGAAGCUAAGAAAAGAACAGAAUAUCUAGGUCUAUCUGCUCUGGAUAUCGAUACCGAAGAUGGUGAUAAAUCAAGAGAUCCAAGUAUUAUCCCCGAAUCUCUUAGAAGGGGUAAACAAACCGUCUCAAGUUUACUUGCUGCAUCACCUGAAACCAAUGCUCAAAUCAGACUUGAUGCAUUAGCAACUGAUUUUUUUGAAUCAAUUCAAGAAUUAAAAGGAAAGAAAAGAUAUCUCGUUUCAGAUUCCCAAAUCUCAAGUCUAGAUUGUCUGGCCUUGGGUUUCAUAUCACUUAUGUUAUAUCCGGAGUUACCACAACCAUGGCUUGCAAGAACCAUGAGAAGAAAGUUUCCAGAUCUGGUCAAGUGGGUACAAGAGCUGAAAGAUGAGAUGUGGGAUAGUGUGGUUACGGUGGAUGAUGCAAUGCUUGUCCAAAGUCCUGCAAAUGCAGUACAACAGAACAAAAGUUUACCGUGGCAAGCGCCCGAAUCUCGUGGUAUUCUAAAUGUCGGGGGUAUAUUUUUGACUAGUCUUGCAGAUUCGUUACCGGUUGUAGGACAACGGAGAAAAGAUAAUCGCAUGCAGCGAUAUGGUGGUGAAGCGGGAAAAGAUUCGGGUAGUAGUGGUGGUAGUAAUAUCUGGACAUAUGUUACAACGGUAGGAAGUUUAGUUGCUGCUGUUGGACUGGUGGCAGGUUAUGCGCUGCAUGAGGGUUUGAUCCAAAUGCCUGAACAUUGGCCUGGUAAGAGGGAGAAGGAGAAUGAGAGUGAAAGUGGAAAUACCCAAAGAUUAAAUGAUCUUGGAGAAGCGGGUCAAACACUUUUUGCUUUUGCGGAUCAGAUGGAUGAGAGUUUUCAGAGACAAAGAGAGUUGGAAAGGAGUAAUGGGUCGAUUGUUGAGGUUGAUGUUGAUGUUGAUGUUGGUUUGAGGAAAGAUGGGAUUGUAAGGUAGUGCUUGUUAUUGAUAAAUAAGAAUUACUUUAUAUGAUUGU
This is a messenger RNA of Sclerotinia trifoliorum, 1651 nucleotides long. Lineage: Eukaryota; Fungi; Ascomycota; Leotiomycetes; Helotiales; Sclerotiniaceae. The record is from the annotation of a GenBank genome assembly.